Molecule: messenger RNA, 545 nt
Organism: Ochotona curzoniae (black-lipped pika)
Lineage: Eukaryota; Metazoa; Chordata; Mammalia; Lagomorpha; Ochotonidae
Gene: S100A11
Product: S100 calcium binding protein A11
Exons: 3
Coding region: 108-407 (99 amino acids)
Biological process (GO): regulation of cell population proliferation
Cellular component (GO): cytoplasm
Molecular function (GO): calcium ion binding; calcium-dependent protein binding
Source: RefSeq, a predicted model, not a curated record
CCGGCUAGGCUGGGCACUCGGUUCCCCACGCUGCGCUCCGCCGCACUCGCCCGCAGCCGCCGCCAGCCCCGCGCAGCUCUGCUCGGCAACCUUCUCCAAAGGCGAAAAUGUCCCACCCCACAGAGACCGAGCGCUGCAUCGAGUCCCUGAUCGCUGUUUUCCAGAAGUAUGCUGGGAAGGACAACAACAGCCUCACCCUCUCCAAGACAGAGUUCCUGACCUUCAUGAACACCGAGCUGGCUGCCUUCACGAAGAACCAGAAGGACCCCGGUGUCCUUGACCGCAUGAUGAAGAAGCUGGACCUCAACAGCGACGGGAAGCUUGAUUUCCAAGAAUUCCUCAACCUUGUUGGUGGCUUGGCCAUCGCCUGCCAUGAGUCCUUUGUCAAGGCCCAGAAGCGUUUCUGAGGCCCCUGUGGCACUGGCAGAGCCACCCUGUGUGCUGUCCUUCCCCCUCCCAACCCCCCACACCCACCACUCCACACUGGCCGCUCCUGCUGGCAGUAAUAAAGCAAUACAUUUGUAUCUUUUUUUUUAUGACACACA